Molecule: messenger RNA, 977 nt
Organism: Epinephelus fuscoguttatus (brown-marbled grouper)
Lineage: Eukaryota; Metazoa; Chordata; Actinopteri; Perciformes; Serranidae
Exons: 2
Coding region: 285-881 (198 amino acids)
Source: RefSeq, a predicted model, not a curated record
AAAUGGUUGAGAUAUCAACAAUUCCGCCCAACAGUUAGCAUCGAGCUAACGAACACCUUACUGGCUAGCAGCUUCUUAAGUUCACUAAUCACCGUAUAUUUGUGUGUUUACACUGCAGAUUCGUACUUCCUGUCCGAGUUAAUAUGCGUAAUGGGCAAAUCUGACGCACUAUUGAUUGGUAUUCGAUAAUCAAACGGCACUGAUCGAUGUUAGCUAACCUCAGCUAAAAACAGCUAGCAGCUAACUAGUUUGAGAUUAGCCUUCCAUGUGCGUGCGAGGCGGCAAUGAUGCACCAGUGGAGCCUGUGGCGGCUGGUGAAGCAGCUGGAGACGUUAAUAAUUAUAAUGCAGUAUAUUUCCUUUGUGUUGCUGUUUUAUCCCGCCGCGUACCAGCCAGUUGAGGGGUGUGCUGCUGCGGCGGAGGAGGGGGCGACCAGCAGCGCCGCCACCCUGAUACUGUGCAGGGCGUGCGGGCACGAGCUGGCGGUCGGCGCGGACAUCCACUUCGUCCCCAGCCAGCUGGCGCUCGCCAGCCGCAACGACACGUCGAUCGGGGGCCGAAGGGUUAACAUCCAGCUUUUCGAAAACCCCCACGGACACCAGUUUGAGGUGAUUACCUUCAGGAAAGCGGACGUUACCCAGCACUGGCCGGCAGAUAAACACUUCUCCUGGUUCCCGGGGUUCGCAUGGACGGUGGCCACUUGUCCGCGGUGUAAGACUCAUUUAGGUUGGGCCUUCCAGCCCAGCGACUGGCCGGACACCAUCACAAAAACGAAAUUUGACGAGUCGGCGCACACCUUCCUGGCUUUAAUCACCCAUCGUCUACUACGAGAAGAUUUUGCCUCAAGCCUGCUAAUGACUCCAAAAUCCUUCAUGAGCUGAUGGGACCAUUUGACUGUACAGUUAACCCAGGUGCCUUUGCUGCUACCUAAAUCUAUUUUUUUAAAAUAAAUUUCUAUGCACCCACGUGUAAACACA